This is a messenger RNA of Penicillium oxalicum, 477 nucleotides long. RefSeq lists its product as uncharacterized. Bases 1 to 477 code for a protein of 158 amino acids. The transcript has 2 exons. NCBI's taxonomy places the organism in Eukaryota, Fungi, Ascomycota, Eurotiomycetes, Eurotiales, Aspergillaceae. The record is from RefSeq and is a predicted model, not a curated record.
AUGUUCUGUCUCCGCAGCUGGCUGCCUUUGCUCUUCAUCCCCACUAAUGCCUCGCCAUUAUUCAUAAUCUCCUUCAUCGCCCUCACCUACAUCAUCCACCGGCCCUGCAUCUACUGCUCCGCCCUGUUGUUGAUCCUCUUUGUAUCAUCUUGUCACUGGUCCGACAGAUGUAUUUUCGAUCUGCGCAGUAAUUGGUUUGCGCCCCGAUACAGCUCAGCGCCUGUGGAGUCCUUCGUUCCCAAUAACGCCACGACAGAGGUCCCGGUACCUGGUGACGGAUUGGCAGAGUUCGUCUUUGAUACAUUCAACUCCACCGCGAAGGCAUUGGCAGGUGCUGUACUUGAAAGUGCACAGCAACGACUCGGUGUGGAAUCCAGACCAGAGGAGUGGACGGGAGUAGGCUUGGAAUGGCUGCGUAGCCUCACGGGCCGUCGGGAGUGGACUUUGCCCUGUGUGGAUGUGAAGGUGCGGUUAUGA